GGUGGAGGAUCCGGGGAGGAGCAGCUCUGUGCUGAUUUUCCAGAGCUCGACCUCUCCCAGCUGGACGCCAGUGAUUUUGACUCAGCCACUUGCUUUGGGGAGCUGCCCUGGGGUCCUGAGAACUCUGAGCCGGAGCCCAACCAGUACAGCCACGACGACUCUGAGCUCUUCCAGAUCGACAGUGAGAAUGAGGCCCUCCUAGCAGCACUCACAAAGACCCUGGACGACAUCCCUGAAGAUGAUGUGGGACUGGCUGCCUUCCCGGGCCUGGAUGAGGGAGACACGCCGUCCUGUGCCUCAGCCUCACCUGCCCCCUUGUCUGCACCCCCCAGCCCCGCCCUGGAGAGGCUCACAACCCCAGUGUCUGAGGUGGAUGAGCUGUCAUUGUUGCAGAAGCUCCUUCUGGCCACAUCCUCCCCGACGUCAGAGUCUGACACCCAGAAGGAGGGCAUCAACUGGCACCAGGCCAGCCUCAGGUCCAGAAGUCAGCGACCUUGUGUCAAGAUGGACAGCCCCCAGGACAAGAAGGUCCCUGUGCCACGGUCUCAGAGCCGGAGUUGUACAGAACUGCAUAAGCACCUCACCUCGGUGCUCUCCUGCCCCCAGGCAAAAGCCUGCGCUCCAGGUAGGGGCCAGCAGCCUCCACCACAGCUGAGUCCCCAGCCCCUCACCAAGGAGGAUGAGGAAACAGAGAAGGACUGCCCAAGCCCCUGUCCAGCUCCAGCCUCUCCCAGGAACUCCGUGGCACUGGACAGGGCAAACCCCAGCGCCCAGGUUCCCCAGGAGGAUGUGCGGGCCAUGGUGCAACUCAUUCGCUACAUGCACACCUACUGCCUGCCCCAGAGGAAGUUGCCCAUGCAAGCCCCAGAGCCAGCUCCCCAACCCUGCAGCAGUCCCUUCAGGCAGGUCAGACCCCAACCCCGGCACCCCUCCAAAGCCCCCUGGGCUGAGUUUUCCAUCCUGAGGGAACUUCUGGCUCAAGAUGUCCUCUGUGACGUCAGCAAACCCUACCGCUUAGCCACACCUGUCUAUGCCUCCCUCACACCCCGGCUAAGGCCCAGACCCUCCAAAGACAGCCAGGCCUCCCCUGCUCACCCGUCCCCGGCAGAAGAGGUGAGGAUCGCAGCGUCACCCAAGGGCACUGGGCCCAGACCCAGCCUGCGCCCACUGCGGCUGGAGGUGAAAGGGGAUGUCAGCCGUUCUGCCAGGAAGCAGGAAGAGGAAGAAGAUGAGGAGGAAGAGGAGGAAGAAGAAGAGGAAGAAGAGGAGUGGGGCAGGAAGAGGCUGGGCCGAGGCCUGCCAUGGACCAAGCUGGGGAAGAAGCUGGAGAGCUCUGUGUGCCCUGUGAGGCGUUCACGGAGACUGAACCCUGAACUGGGUCCCUGGCUGACAUUCACUGAUGAGUUGCUGGUCCCCUCGGAGCCCCGAGGUGCUCUGCCCUCACGAUGCCUGGCUCCUGAGACCUACAACAUGGAGGAGAACCUGGGUAGCCCCACAGAUGAGGACAGUGGCCAAGACCAGCAGCUCCUCCGGGGACCCCAGAUCCCUGCUCUGGAGAGCCCUUGUGAGAGUGGGUGUGGAGACACGGAUGAGGACCCCAGCUGUCCGCAGCUCCCUUCCAGAGACUCUCCCAGAUGCCUCAUGCUGGCGUUGUCACAGAGCGACCCUCUUGGCAAGAAGAACUUUGAGCAGACCUUGACAGUGGAGCUCUGUGGCACGGCAGGACUCACCCCACCCACCACACCUCCGUACAAGCCCACAGAGGAGGACCCCUUCAAGCCGGACAUGAAGCACAGCCCAGGCCAAGACGUAGCUCCCUGUCUCCCUUCCUCUGAGGCUCUCCAGCUCACGACUGCCCCAGGGGUUGCCCACAAACUGCCCAAGAGGCAUCCAGAGCGGAGUGAGCUCCUGUCCCACCUACGGCAUGCCCCCACCCAGCUGGCCUCCCAGGCUGGCCAGAAGCGUCCCUUCUCCUGUUCUUUUGGAGAUCACGACUACUGCCAGGUGCUCAGGCCGGAGGGCACCCUGCAGAGGAAGGUGCUGAGGUCCUGGGAGCCGUCUGGGGUUCACUUGGAGGACUGGCCCCAGCAGGGAGCCUCCCUAUGGGCUGAGAUGCGGGCCUCUGGGAGGGAGGAAGAUCGGAGCUGUGAUGCUGGUGCUCCACCCAAGGACACCAUGCAGCUGAGAGACCAGGAGAUCCGCGCCAGCCUCACCAAGCACUUUGGGCUGCUGGAGACAGCCCUGGAAGAUGAAGACCUGGCCUCGUGCAAGAGCCCUGAAUAUGACACUGUCUUUGAGGACAGCAGCAGCAGCAGUGGUGAGAGCAACUUCCUCUUGGAGGAGGAAGAUGAGGAGGGCGAGGAGGACAAUGAAGAAGAGGACUCAGGGGUCAGCCCCCCUCGCUCUGACCACUGUCCCUACCAGAGCCCACCCAGCAAGGUCAGUCGGCAGCUCUGUUCCCGCAGCCGCUCGAGCUCUGGCUCCUCUUGCCGCUCCUGGUCACCAGCCACCCGACGGAAUGUCAGAUGUGAGAGCAGAGAGCCCUGUCCCAACGGAACCCCAAGUGUCCGGCACACCAAGAAGCGGCAGGAAAAGGCCAUUCAGGGUGAAGGCCGUGUGGUGUACAUCCGAAAUCUCUCCAGUGACAUGAGCUCGCGGGAGCUGAAGAGGCGCUUUGAGGUGUUUGGUGAGGUUGUGGAGUGCCAGGUGCUGACCAGAAGUAAGAGGGGCGAGAAGUAUGGCUUCAUCACCUACCGGUGUUCCGAGCACGCAGCACUCUCCCUGAGAGAUGGUGCCACCCUGAGGAAGCGCAAUGAGCCCUCCUUCCAGCUGAGCUACGGAGGACUCCGGCACUUCCGCUGGCCCAGAUACACUGACUAUGAUCCCACUUCAGAAGAGGCCCUCCCCACAACUGGGAAAAGCAAGUACGAAGCCAUGGAUUUUGACAGCUUACUGAAAGAGGCCCAGGAGAGCCUGCACUGAUAACAGCCUUAACCUCCGAGGAAUACCUCAAUACCUCAGACAAGGCCCUUCCAAUAUGUUUACGUCUUCAAAGAAAUAAGUACAUGAGAAGGAGAGAGCAAGUGAGCGUGAGAGAACACACGUGAGAGAGACUUGAAACUGCUGUCCUUUCCUUUUAAAAAAAAAACAAACAAAAACAGAUCAAUGUUUACAUUGAACAAAGCUGCUUCUGUCUGUGAGUUUCCAUGGUGUUGAUGUUCCACUGCCACAUUCGUGUCUUCGCUUCCAACAGGUUGUCCUGGGUGCACCUCAAAGUGCUGGGUCAGUCACCCUCUGCCCCUCCCGCCCAACUGACUUCCUCUCAUAGACUUGCAGCUGUGUUCACCAUAACAUCUCUUGUCUGUAGUGUGUGAUGAUGAAAUUGUUCCCUGUGAAUAGAAUUGGGACUAUAAAUGCAUUUUUAAUUGAAGAAAAAAGUAUAUCCUUAAAAUAAUGUAUUUAUGGCUCAGAUGUUCUGUGCCUGGAAUUAUUGUAUUGCUUCCUUGAUUUUUUAACUAUGCACUGUCUUGAGGUGUUUGCCACUGAGUCGUGCUGCUCCCAUGGCCGGAUUGCUCUGGAGGUGCUGGGUGGCCACUAGGCUGGUCCCCAGGAAGCAGGCCAGCAACCACAACUAGGAAUGGCAGAAAGAGCUUUCUAAGCCUCUUUUGCCAAGUCCUGUCGUGUCUCUUAUUUUGAGCAAGUUUGGGUCAAGUUACAAGGAGAGCCCCCAUCUUGUGCCCUGCUCAUGUUUGGAGAGUGAAAGGUCCGCUAGUGCUCAGAGCCUCGAGUGCCUUGCAAGGAAGGUAGCAAAGAAGGAAGCUGCAUUGGUCCUAUUCUCCAGGGGAAGCAGACAGAGCCCUGAAAGGCCAAGUGUCUUGCCUAACAUCCCAUAGCCACUGAGCAGGCAGACCAGUGACCCACACCAGACCCUCUGACUCUUGUCUCCAUACUGACUGCUGGUGAGCUCAGGGACUGAUAGAGGUGAGUUUGGCUAAACUGGGCAAAAGACUAGAAGCCUGAGGGCUCAGUGAGGGACUAAAUAAACAGCAUUAGGCAAAUUUAAGAUCCAGCACAGGCUCGGGUGUGCCCUCAGCUUUGAUCCAAAGGAGUCCUGGGCUUGCCUCUUCCCAUGGACACAUCCUCAGGGCUUUGACAUGCCUGCAGUAGUACAAACAGACGGUCUGGGUGCAGGCAUCCCUUGGAGGCUGCCAGUCCAUCCUACCUGUUGCUCAUCUGUAAAGUUGUUACUGGUGAAAUGGGGCUGGGGAGCAGGAGGCUGUGAGGGACAGAGGUGCCUAUGGCAGUCUCCAAACUCCCUUCUAACUUAGAGCAUUCUAAUUGGCCUUUACUUUAGACUUUAUAAUCUUGACUGCUGUCCAACCCAGGUCCUGUGUGACGUUCUGCCAGUGCCUUGGAGCCAUUCAUGAGAGAGAGAUGGCCAGGCAGCGUGGGUCCAUUGCCUCUGGUUUGCACAGAGCAGCUCCUCCCUGAUCUCUUUCAGGGUUCCUUGGGGUGUUUUGUUUUGUUUUUUAGUAAAAGGUCCUGGCACUUUUAAAAAGUUUGAAAGUGAGUCAUUAAACUAAACAAGCUAAAUUAAUCUAUUGCUAAUGCCUAAUCCUUUGAGAAUUGGUGGUUGAUUUUUUUUUUUUUUUUUUAUGGUCAUCAAAUACCUCAGUAGGGAAACAGCUUGUGAUCUUGUCCUGAACGGUGAGCAUCCUCCCUGCCCCUGGAUAAGGCUGGAGAAAACAGGCUUUGGCAAAAAUAGGGAAUUUGGGUGCCUGUGUGUCAAGUCAGUUGACCUCUUUAGACCCUAUUUCCUUUUCUGUUAAACAGACUGAAGGGAAGAUUCCAACAGGCUUAGCUUCUGUUAAGGCAGCCCCUAGUUCAAAUGGCAAAUACCCAGCUCAUAUGCCACCAUGCCCACAUCUUUGGCCAAUGCAGAUAUAACUCCUGAUCACAGCACUCUUGUUCUUUGGGCCUGGCUGUGCUAGUAGAAUACUCAGUGCAGUGCUCUGGGAAGUUGUUACUAGUUGAUGAGAGUUUAAUGUAUUUGUCAUCCUGGUCUAAUCUUUGGAAGAUUUCUAUUAGUCAUAUAGAACCAUUUGUUAUCUUGGCUUCAUGCUGGCCCAAACCUGCCUGUUAUUUCCUAUUCUAUGAGAGAAAAUUCCCCUAAAGCUGUUCUUUGGCACGUGACUCCAAUAUCACUGUACCACACAAUCCUGCUUGGCUGGGGGAGGGGGAGAGGAGUAGAAUAGUCAAUUUAGGGAAAGUUGGGCUUGUAAAAAUGGAUCAAAAAGAAACUUUCCACAGUACAGACCCAAUCAUUCUAAAUUCCUUUAUAAUUCUUCACUGCCUGGUUCAUGGUGGGCACAUAAUAAGUGAUUAUAGAAUGGAAUAGAAUUAAAAUCCUUCUGCCUCCCCUAAGACUGAUUUACAACAAGGAGGAAACAGACUUCACCCUGCAGAUUGGAAAGAUUCAGGACUGGGAGCGCUGGAUGAGUCCAGGCUCCAUCAAGGGUUUCCUUUGCAGCUGUGCUAGGUUCCUUCCUCCCUGGGCCUCAGAGUGUGGAAGGCAUUAUCCAAACUAUCCCAAAGCCUUCCUAGGCUUCCUCAGUUGAGCUAGGCCAGGGCUUCUACUUUGGUGGUUGCUGAGGUAAAGAAAUGCAGCUUUUUAGUAAAGGAUGAGCCUGCCCUCAACCCCCUCAGGGUCAACCAAAGCUGCUCUUUCCCAUCCGUUCCAUCGAAGGCACUCUAAGGCACUAAGACACUGGCCCUUGAGCAGAGCAGAGAUCUGAGUGUGGCAUUGGGGCCUGAUGUGCCUGAGAUCAGAGCUGGGGGCCACAGAUGCCUGCCAGGGGCAUCUGGUAGUCUCCAUCCAUCCCAUACAAACAAGGCUACCAGUUCUAAAGUUGACCAACCCUCAGACAACUUCUAUCCGGAAGACCCAUUCGGUGCUGUGUAUCAUUUACCAAGGAGAUUCCAAGGUCCCUCCUAGGAUGAUGGGUCAACCUUGGUCUCUUUCCCACCAAAUUAAGGAGUAACCCAGAAGGAGCAGCUGCCACUGGCAACCAUCUCAUUGUAGCGCUAUCCUAGUGUUUGCUCUCGAUGAUGUUUACAUGUAAUCACCAUCCAGCUUCCUGUAGCCUGUGUUGACAGCCACCCAGGCAAUGCAGGCUGACUGUCGUCUCUGUGCCAUGUUGGUGUUUUCCAGAAAUGUCCAAUCCAACCGCUUAAGUGGAAUUCUUCCAUCUCCUUCCUCAGUCGGUACAAGGCUGAAUCAGAAUCCUCAGUCUUGAGGACUCUGGUUACCGAAGGAAAAUGCAUCAAAGAGGUAAAGAAUAUGAGUGGAUGGAGUGCAGCGAAGGCCCCCACUCCCUUCCCCCACACCAGAAAAGUGCUUUGAAUCAAAACGCACCCAACUGGUGUUUGCAUCUGCCUGCAGAUCUUGCAGCAUUGAGCAAGGAAGCAGCAGGGCUCUGUCCAGGGCGGGAGGGAGAAGAGAGGAAUGCUCCCAGCCACAUAGUCAGUGCUCAAGUCCUGAUGUGGGAAGAAAUGUAAUCAGGUAUCUUUGGUCUAGAGUCUUGCGGGUUGGCUUUUUGGGGGUGGUCUCUCCAUGUAUGCAAUAUGUGUGCUGGUGGUAUAUACAGGUGGUGAGGUCAGAAAAGGCACAGUCCUUCUGCGUGGACAGCUUAGUCUGGGGCCAACCCCAGGACUUGAGUUCAAUUCACCUCUCAGCUGAGCCUGCAGCUUGAGCGAUGGGACACCCCUCUGUGAAGCAGAGUCAACCCUAGAAGAUGGAUUGAUCUGAGUCACUGAGGUCAAAAGUGUGGUAUUUUUCUUAGCAUUUGAGAUUUAGCAGUAGCCUUUAGUUUAGGGAAGCUCAUAAUCCCAGCGUAAGAUGUGACCAAGGAAAGACAUUGGAUGUAUCAUAGUAAAUAAAGUGAACCUAAUGGUUUUGUUGGCCAAAGAAGAGGGAUUCUCACCCUUCCCACUAGGGCAGAAGGAAACCAACUGGGACCUAGUGCAAAAUAUUAAAGCCUGCCCCAAGGUCCCUGAGGUGUUUGCACACAGAGAUUGGCUCCAGAGCUGUUUGCAGAUUCCGGAGAUACAGGGUAAAUGGAGGGAGAGGCAGGGAGCUGGAAACCCAUAUGCAGAGAGCUGCCCUUGGCCAGAACAGAUGGGGUGGGAGGAACCCCUGGUGCCAGCUGCAGGCCGCUCAGGAAGUAGGCAGAGGCAGACUUUACACUAGCCAAUCACAGCACUUUGAGAUCCACCCCACCACUACCACCCUUCUGGCUCCAUGUUUUCUCCUCUGGCAAAUAUGGGUCUCCUUUGGCUUUGUGAGGUCCUCUCCUGCAGACUGGGUCAGGGGGUCAGGAGGGGCUGGUGUGGAGAGCAGAGGGGUCUUCUGAGAUAGUGGCCACAGCAGGAGAACCUGCAUAGCGCCAGCUCUUUGCCAGCCUCUUUGCUGGAAGGCCUAGAAAUAGGGAACAACAGAUUUAGAUCAUGGUACCACUUUUGUAGAAAGAGUAAAAACAGCGCAGCCAAUUGAAAUGGUUUGUGGAACAAAUCAUUUCACUCUAAGCCAUUUCAGAGCUAGAAACCCCAAGAUUUCUUUCUGGCUGUGUGACCUCAGGCCCCUGUUUCUUGAGCUAGCAAGUGAUACUUCUGAAUGAUAGUGGCACUGUCAUCCUGGAACUAGAGGGGCCAUCCACUCCCUGGAAGCCAGCUCCAUUCUCUGGCUGUGCCUGGCUUCUUUCACAGGGAAGGUUCCCUUCAAGGUCACCAGCCAGCUGUGGGACCAGUUCAGUCCCACAUAGUCCUGGCUGAGUUGGCUUAUAGGAAGAGGCCAGCUCCCCAGGACAGAUCCAAGCCAUAGUUUCUCAUGGGGAUGGUGAGGAAAUAACCCUCCAGCUGGGCUAGGUGAUGAUAUGCAAUCUCACAUUAGCCUUGUCAUCAUCCCCAUCGAACAGCUUUUAAUCUGAAUGUUGUGACCACUUGGCUGUCUCUGUCUUGCUCUGACAAUACUAGCAAUACACUUGUUUUUUCCAAAUAGCUUAACUUAGACAUUUUUCACACAUUUCUUUCCAAUGAUUGUAAAACAUAUGGAGCAACAGGAGGCAUUGAUCACACUGCAUAUGUUUAGGGCAGCUUUUGUUUUUUUGUUUCUUCAAUGGUACAACAGUGGUGACUGGAGCUUUGGGAUUGGGCGGGGCGGGGGGGGCAGAUUUUCUGAAAUUUCCUUUCAUCAGAAUGCUUUGCACAUCCAGGAGUACAGAAAUUCAACUGUCCAAUAGAGGGUUUGGGAAAUACGGUUCUGUAGGUGGGGAGUCCCUAUGCUGUCCAACAGCUCCUCAAAGAGGCAUUCGAUUGGGUAGAACCCCUCUAUGCUGUAUUUUCUUCAUCAAAGGAUUCUCCAAGGAAGCCUUAAGAAGCCUCUUUUUUCACUUUGCUGGCCUUGGGCUAUGUUCUUGAGAAGGGGAUUGUGGUCAGUUUCCACCUCAGCACUUUGCCUUAUCAACAUGUGGUCGCCAUCUAGUGGCCAAAGACUGUAUCCUCCAGCUACCCAGCUGAAAGGCGAGUAACUCCACUGGACCCGCCCAAUGCCAACUUGAGAAUGAAAUGUCACCACCUGAGCAAACUGUGUUUUCAGAGCUCAGUGUGACACCAAGGUUAGAAGAUUCCAGAAGCAGUUGCUUAGCCUCUCACACACUCCAGUAAUGCACUAGAUAUCCUGUGGGUAGAGAAGAUGAGAGUGGACCUGUGUACAGGUGCCCUGGAGGGAUUUACUGUAACUGCCAUACUGCAGCCCAGCUGCUGACCUUGGCAAGUGAACCUCUGCUAGGUGGCCCAAUUAUACCCUUGGGACAAGGGAGGAGGCUGUGUGUAAGAAUUGGGGAAGGAGGGGCCUUGGUCAUGACCCUGGAUAUGGUCCAGCAAAUAGCCAACGGAUUUUUUUUUUGAGUUUUUGUUUUCGUAUUUUGUAUUUAAAAAUCUCGUCAAAUGUUUUUGUGUUAGGAAUAAAGUCAUAAACUAUUCCCAACUUUGUUUCUUGAGGGAUGUUCUGAUUCUAAUUGAAACAGGUUGGCAGACUCGAGGAGAGUGUGGUCCUGGUGGUACGUGAAAUGGGCCGUGAGCCACAUGGAUUUCCAGAUGGCUUCUGAGGAAGACCAUCCACGAGUCCAGUUUGGUAUGAUCUGCUCCAGAAAUUCACACCCACACCACUCACCUCCUCGUGCCAUGUUGAUAGCAUUGGCUUAGAGCAUCUGCUUUUUCCAGAGGCAAGCUGCUCAUGUUGAAAGCAACACAAGAUCCUGCUCCCCAGCCCCAGGUUUCUUGAGACAGUGACUGUAGGUGGCCUUAAUUGACUGGGCAAGGUGGUCUCUAUGGUCCCUUCCAGCAUUUCCAAAUCUUGGACUCAAAAUCCUUUUCUCUUGGUAUGACCACGCAGCCUAGAGGAUUCUGAGCAAUAGGGAGCCAGGGCUUUGCCUGGCUCUGUGACAGGGUCAAAUCAGGGAAUGGCUAAACCUGAGAGGUUGUGUCAUCCCCAGGGGUUCUACUGUAAGGGGGGGCAUUAUUUAUUAGGAAGCUUGACAAGGUAACUACAGCCUGGGGUGAAUGAGUGCAAGGCUGUGUUUGUGGGGUGUGUGUGUGUGUGCGUGUGUGCACGUGUGUGUACGUGUGUAUGUGUAAUUACAUUGAUGCAUUUCUUAAGAAAGGUGCAAGAAUUUCACCUACACAGAGGGACACAUCUGCUUUGUUAUUUAUAAUAGAAAGCUAAAUUUUAAUUUUUUAAAGGACACUGCUAAUGAUUGAGAAUCGAGUUUUUAGUUUUGCUAUUUUUUUAAUUGGUAGAGGAUUUUUAUAUAUUUUUUCCAUUUUGUUGGGUUGUGUCCUUAUUUAUAUAAACACUUUAUCUGUAAGAGGCAAGGAAGAAACCUUCUUUGCUUUUAAGUAUUGUGGUUGUCAUCGUCCUAUUUUAUUUCUGAUAUGAUUUAUCUGUCUUACCUUCUAAAUGAGAAAAUGUUUUCCUGUAUUUGUACAUUGUCAGAUUCUAUAGUUUCAUAGAUAAUUUAACCAAAUUGCUCUAUGUAUUAUUAUUCCGUGAGUAUAAAGUUCUAUUUUAACGUCUGUAAAUACUUCGGAACUGGCUUCUUUUCUCAAGCUCCCACAGUGGAGUUAUUGUUUACAUCACAAAAACUGUAGAAUCUCUAUGCUCAUGUACUGUAAAUAGUGAAGUGAUCUGCUUAUAAAUAAACUUAAUGAAUACACAAUGGAGAUUAAAGAGAAAAUA
Molecule: messenger RNA, 10294 nt
Organism: Castor canadensis (American beaver)
Lineage: Eukaryota; Metazoa; Chordata; Mammalia; Rodentia; Castoridae
Gene: Ppargc1b
Product: PPARG coactivator 1 beta
Biological process (GO): positive regulation of transcription by RNA polymerase II
Cellular component (GO): nucleus
Molecular function (GO): RNA binding; transcription factor binding
Source: RefSeq, a predicted model, not a curated record